AUGCGUGAGAUUGUUCACCUUCAGACCGGUCAGUGCGGUAACCAAAUUGGUGCUGCUUUCUGGCAGACCAUCUCUGGCGAGCACGGCCUUGACAGCAAUGGUGUCUACAACGGUACUUCUGAGCUCCAGCUCGAACGCAUGAGCGUGUACUUCAACGAGGCCUCUGGUAACAAGUAUGUUCCUCGCGCUGUUCUCGUCGAUCUUGAGCCCGGUACCAUGGACGCCGUCCGUGCUGGUCCUUUCGGUCAGCUUUUCCGCCCCGACAACUUCGUCUUCGGCCAGUCCGGUGCUGGCAACAACUGGGCCAAGGGUCACUACACUGAGGGUGCUGAGCUUGUCGACAAUGUCCUCGAUGUUGUCCGUCGCGAGGCCGAAGGCUGCGACUGCCUGCAGGGUUUCCAGAUCACCCACUCUCUUGGUGGUGGUACCGGUGCCGGUAUGGGAACUCUGUUGAUCUCCAAGAUCCGUGAGGAGUUCCCCGACAGAAUGAUGGCCACUUUCUCCGUUGUUCCCUCCCCCAAGGUUUCCGACACCGUUGUCGAGCCUUACAACGCCACUCUCUCCGUCCACCAGCUCGUUGAGAACUCUGACGAGACUUUCUGCAUUGACAACGAGGCCCUGUACGAUAUCUGCAUGCGCACCCUUAAGCUGUCUAACCCCUCUUAUGGCGACCUGAACUACCUCGUCUCCGCCGUCAUGUCUGGUGUCACUACCUGCCUGCGUUUCCCUGGUCAGCUGAACUCUGACCUGCGUAAGCUGGCCGUCAACAUGGUUCCUUUCCCUCGUCUGCACUUCUUCAUGGUCGGCUUCGCUCCCCUGACCAGCCGUGGCGCUCACUCUUUCCGCGCUGUCAGCGUUCCCGAGCUCACUCAGCAGAUGUUUGACCCCAAGAACAUGAUGGCCGCUUCUGAUUUCCGAAACGGUCGCUACCUGACCUGCUCUGCCAUCUUCCGUGGCAAGGUCGCUAUGAAGGAGGUUGAAGACCAGAUGCGUAACGUGCAGAACAAGAACUCGACCUACUUUGUCGAAUGGAUCCCCAACAACAUCCAGACCGCUCUCUGUGCCAUUCCUCCCCGUGGCCUCAAGAUGUCGUCUACCUUUAUCGGUAACUCGACGUCCAUCCAGGAGCUCUUCAAGCGUGUUGGGGAGCAGUUCACUGCUAUGUUCCGUCGCAAGGCUUUCUUGCAUUGGUACACUGGUGAGGGUAUGGACGAGAUGGAGUUCACUGAGGCUGAGUCCAACAUGAACGAUCUUGUCUCUGAAUACCAGCAGUACCAGGAUGCUGGUAUUGAUGAGGAGGAAGAGGAGUACGAGGAGGAGGUUCCUGUCGACGAGCCUCUGGAGUAA
Pochonia chlamydosporia 170 is the source of this 1347-nucleotide messenger RNA. Its product is annotated as tubulin beta-1 chain. Gene Ontology annotation, cellular component: cytoplasm; microtubule. Lineage: Eukaryota; Fungi; Ascomycota; Sordariomycetes; Hypocreales; Clavicipitaceae. The record is from RefSeq and is a predicted model, not a curated record. Gene Ontology annotation, molecular function: structural constituent of cytoskeleton; GTPase activity; GTP binding. The transcript has 5 exons. Bases 1 to 1347 code for a protein of 448 amino acids. Gene Ontology annotation, biological process: mitotic cell cycle; microtubule cytoskeleton organization.